This is a messenger RNA of Frieseomelitta varia, 2292 nucleotides long. Its product is annotated as G-protein coupled receptor moody-like. NCBI's taxonomy places the organism in Eukaryota, Metazoa, Arthropoda, Insecta, Hymenoptera, Apidae. Gene Ontology annotation, molecular function: G protein-coupled peptide receptor activity. The record is from RefSeq and is a predicted model, not a curated record. Gene Ontology annotation, biological process: G protein-coupled receptor signaling pathway. Gene Ontology annotation, cellular component: membrane. Bases 162 to 1961 code for a protein of 599 amino acids. The transcript has 7 exons.
CGGUUAGUCGCUUCGCGAAUUCCGCGAGACGGGUUUCAAUCAGGAUUUCUAUUUUCGUAAUACCUCCAUUCCCUUGAUCUCUCGUGAAAACUAACUAUGUACCUGUGAAAAAUUGAAGACAUGAUUUACAAAACGACAUGUAAUUUACAAGAAAAAGAUCUAUGAACGUGAAAAACAAUGAAACAACUCCAUCAACAAAAAUGGAGUACUGGAUGGCGAGCAACGAGACCGGUCACAAUGGCACGGAGGAGACAAUCCAGGAGGUCCUCAGAAAUCCAGGAUCGGCGAUGCUGUUCGUUGGAUAUCCCCGAUGGCUUUUGCACUUUGCCGCCGGAUGCUGCAUACUCUUCAUGCUGAUCGGUAUACCGGGAAAUUUAUUCACCAUCAUCGCCCUCUUUCGCAGCAGAAAGUUGAGAAAUGCCACGGCGAUCUUCAUAAUGAAUCUCUCACUUUCGGAUUUAAUGUUCUGCUGUUUCAAUCUUCCGCUUGCUACGUCAACUUUUUGGCAUAGUUCUUGGAAACACGGACCACACUUAUGUCGGCUGUUUCCUCUGUUACGAUAUGGCUUGGUAGCAGUAAGCCUUUUCACCAUACUAGCGAUUACAUUUAAUCGUUAUGUUAUGAUUGGACAUCCUCGACUUUAUCCUAGGCUGUACAAAUCAAAAUACAUAGCACCAAUGGUUUUGAGUACAUGGAUAUUUGGCUUCGGUGUCCUCAUCAUUACAUGGUUUGAGAACUGGGGUCGUUUUGGAUUGGACGUCGCCAUUGGUUCCUGUUCAAUCCUGCCAGAUGUAAAUGGUCGUAGCCCAAAGGAAUUCCUCUUCGUCUUUGCCUUUUUGACACCUUGCAUCGCAAUCGUUGUUUGCUACGCGAGGAUUUUUUACAUUGUCCGGAAAACUGCUUCUAAAAGUAGAAAUCGAAAUAUAACAGCUAGUAAGGGCGCUAUUAAUAACGAAAUUAAUAACGAGAGACGACGAUCCACAUCAUUUAGGAUCCAAGAAGAAGAGCUGUCAGCGAUGGGUUCGAACUGUGCAUCGAGUGUCCUUUGCGGGAAUUUCUCCUCCAAAUGCAUCAUAUCAUCUCCAAAUCGACUUAAUUGCUCGAGUACACCUUCAAGGUCGGCGAUGGAAGAGUCCUUGUCAGAGCAACUGUCAUGGGAGCAGAAUUCAGCCAAGUCUGAAGAAGAAAACGACGAAGAACAGGACGACGAAGAAAAGAUCCACCGAAAGAGAAAUCAAGAACAAAAAUGUAAGAAGAAUCACAGAGACGAAACCGAUGCGGGGGAUCUGCCAAUUAAGAAAAUCGCCGAGACUUGUGACAAAGCGAUACCUAAUCUAGAGAUAAAAAUAGACGACAUACCGUACGUGGAUGAUAUGGACGCAGCCGAGACUGCUCUCACAAAUAAUCAAAUUAAGAUCAAAGAACCUAGCGAGAAAGCUUCCGCGAAUGCUCGAAAUAAAUUGGAGAGAAUGGCAAGCAGAGCAUCGUUCAUCAUCGAGUCGGCAUUGUGGGUGCAAAGGCUGAACUCGAAAGUGUCAACGGGCAGCGAUCGAUUCGACAGCUCGAGAUCGAACACACCGGAUCGAUCGAUCAAUAACAAGAAAAAACCGACGAUGCUUCGCAGAGAAUCAAGAUUUAUAAAUAUCAGGAAAUUAGCGAAUAUGGAUGGCCCGCCAAGAAUGAGCAACAAGGACAAGAAGCUGUUGAAAAUGAUCUUGGUGAUAUUCUCGUCGUUUCUUGUUUGCUACCUGCCGAUCACCAUUACGAAGACUUUCAAGAACGUUAUCGAUUGGAGAGGUCUGAAUGUCGCGAGCUACAUACUGAUUUAUUUGACUACGUGUAUAAAUCCGGUGGUUUACGUGGUGAUGAGCUCUGAAUAUCGCAGUGCGUACAAGAACGUGUUGCUUUGUAGAAAUGAUUCUGGGGUGAAGAAUGGAAUGAAUAGAAAGUCACCAGGAUGAAGGAAGGAACACUUACUCGUAGAAAAAUGGUCCCACUUCCUGGAUAAUUGGUUUCUUUCCUGCGCUGAUUUCCGCUGGAUUCGUCACGUUGAACAGAUAAACUUUGAAGUCCAAUGGAAAAGGGAAAUGUGACCAGAAUUUUCGUAUCGUGGAAUUAGGUUUCAGAGUUACUCGCUGUGGAUGAUUUUCUAACUAAUAUUUGCACGUAACAUUCAAAAGUAUCUUGAGACAAAUAUUGCCUCUUUUUGUAAUCUACAACAUGUUUUAAACAUGUGAAGAGCAUCCAAACUUAAAAAUUCAAUGUGAAGGUAUCAAAUUAAUUAUUACAUAU